GACUACGUACAUUUCCCAGCAUUCCGUUCCAACUUCCUUUUCCUCCAUUUUGCUAACAGUGCAGGUUUUUCCGUGCCUGGGAAUAGACUCAAGAUGCCAGGAAGACUGUGGAGCAAGGCCAUCUUUGCCGGGUACAAGCGUGGCCUAAGGAACCAGCGGGAGCACACAGCCCUGCUGAAGGUGGAGGGAGUGUACACACGGGAGGAGGUUGACUUCUACCUAGGCAAACGCUGUGCUUACGUCUACAAGGCUAAGAAGAACACAGUGACGCCUGGUGGCAAGCCCAACAAGACGCGGGUAAUCUGGGGGAAAGUCAUGCGCGCUCAUGGCAACAGUGGAAUGGUGCGGGCCAAGUUUAGCAGUAACCUCCCAGCAAAGGCCAUGGGACACAGAAUCAGAGUGAUGCUGUACCCAUCUCGUGUGUAAUGUGCUGUUUUUGUGUACAUACAAUAAACAAGUCAGGUCCACAA
Salvelinus sp. IW2-2015 is the source of this 470-nucleotide messenger RNA. It is a transcript of the gene rpl35a, whose product is annotated as ribosomal protein L35a. The record is from RefSeq and is a predicted model, not a curated record. NCBI's taxonomy places the organism in Eukaryota, Metazoa, Chordata, Actinopteri, Salmoniformes, Salmonidae. Gene Ontology annotation, molecular function: structural constituent of ribosome. Gene Ontology annotation, biological process: cytoplasmic translation; ribosomal large subunit biogenesis. Gene Ontology annotation, cellular component: ribosome; cytosolic large ribosomal subunit.